Molecule: messenger RNA, 6322 nt
Organism: Chionomys nivalis (European snow vole)
Lineage: Eukaryota; Metazoa; Chordata; Mammalia; Rodentia; Cricetidae
Gene: Arhgap5
Product: Rho GTPase activating protein 5
Exons: 7
Coding region: 314-4825 (1503 amino acids)
Biological process (GO): signal transduction
Source: RefSeq, a predicted model, not a curated record
GGGCGGGGGGAGCGCGCGGGCAGCGAGAGGCGAGCCGAGAGUGGAGGAGGCGGCGGCGGCGGGAGCGCUCCCCAGGAAUGUCGCUGCCGCCGCCACCGCCGGGGCCGCUGCCGUUGAGGAAGCGACGGAGGAGACCGGCGUUGUUAGGAAGAUGAUCCAUAUGAUCUCCAAGACCUUUCUUUGGCGAUGAAGGAGCUACAAAGAACCAAAUAUAAUUCUGAAAUUCAGGAUCUGUAUUGUGAAAUGAUUUUAUUUUCAGAAUGAAAAGUAUAUAUGGUUGCCUUUUUGAAUGUAGAGACACGAGAAAAGAGUUAUGAUGGCAAAAAACAAAGAGCCUCGUCCCCCAUCCUAUACCGUCAGUGUAGUUGGACUCUCGGGGACUGAAAAAGACAAAGGUAACUGUGGAGUUGGAAAAUCUUGUCUGUGCAAUAGAUUUGUACGCUCAAAAGCAGAUGAAUAUUAUCCAGAGCAUACUUCUGUGCUUAGCACCAUUGACUUUGGAGGCCGCGUAGUAAACAAUGAUCACUUUUUGUACUGGGGUGACAUAACACAAAAUGGUGAAGAUGGAGUAGAAUGCAAAAUCCAUGUCAUUGAACAAACAGAGUUCAUUGAUGACCAGACUUUCUUGCCUCAUCGAAGUACAAAUUUACAACCAUAUAUAAAACGUGCAGCUGCCUCUAAAUUGCAGUCAGCAGAAAAACUAAUGUACAUUUGCACCGAUCAGCUGGGUUUGGAGCAAGACUUUGAACAGAAACAAAUGCCUGAAGGGAAGCUCAGUGUAGAUGGAUUUUUAUUGUGUAUUGAUGUAAGUCAAGGAUGUAAUAGAAAGUUUGAUGAUCAACUUAAAUUUGUGAAUAACCUUUUUGUCCAGCUUUCAAAAUCCAAAAAGCCUGUGAUAAUAGCAGCGACUAAAUGUGAUGAGUGUGUGGACCAUUAUCUUAGAGAAGUGCAAGCAUUCGCUUCAAAUAAAAAGAACCUCCUGGUGGUGGAGACAUCAGCACGGUUUAAUGUCAACAUUGAGACAUGUUUCACUGCGUUGGUACAAAUGUUGGAUAAAACUCGUGGCAAACCUAAAAUUAUUCCUUAUCUGGAUGCUUAUAAAACACAGAGACAACUUGUUGUCACAGCAACAGAUAAGUUUGAAAAACUUGUGCAGACUGUGAGAGAUUAUCAUGCAACUUGGAAAACUGUUAGUAAUAAAUUAAAAAAUCAUCCUGAUUAUGAAGAAUAUAUCAACUUAGAGGGAACAAGAAAGGCCAGAAAUACAUUCUCAAAGCAUAUAGAACAACUCAAGCAGGAACAUAUAAGAAAAAGGAGAGAAGAAUAUAUAAGUACCUUGCCAAGGGCUUUUAAUACUCUCUUGCCUGAUCUAGAAGAGAUUGAGCAUUUGAAUUGGUUGGAAGCUUUGAAGUUAAUGGAAAAGAGAGCUGAUUUCCAGUUAUGCUUCGUGGUGCUAGAAAAAACACCUUGGGAUGAAACUGACCAUAUAGACAAAAUUAAUGAUAGACGGAUCCCAUUCGACCUCCUGAAAACUUUAGAAGCAGAAAAGGUCUAUCAGAACCAUGUACAACAUCUGAUAUCAGAGAAAAGAAGAAUAGAAAUGAAGGAGAAAUUCAAGAAGACUUUAGAAAAAAUUCAGUUCAUUUCACCUGGGCAACCAUGGGAGGAAGUUAUGUGUUUUGUUAUGGAAGAUGAAGCAUUCAAAUACAUCACUGAGGCUGAUAGCAAAGAAGUAUAUGGUAGACAUCAGCGAGAGAUAGUUGAAAAAGCCAAAGAAGAGUUUCAGGAAAUGCUUUUUGAGCAUUCGGAACUUUUUUAUGAUUUAGAUCUUAAUGCAACACCAAGUUCAGAUAAAAUGAGUGAAAUCCAUACAGUUCUAAGUGAAGAACCUAGAUAUAAAGCUUUACAGAAACUCGCACCUGAUAGGGAAUCUCUUCUCCUUAAGCAUAUAGGAUUUGUGUAUCAUCCCACUAAAGAAACCUGCCUCAGUGGCCAAUAUUGUACAGACAUUAAAGUGGAGCACUUACUUGCCAGUAGUCUUCUACAGUUGGAUCAUGGCCGCCUACGCUUGUAUCAUGAUAGUACCAAUAUAGACAAAGUUAAUCUUUUCAUUUUAGGGAAAGAUGGUCUUGCCCAGGAACUAGCAAAUGAGAUAAGGACUCAAUCCACUGAUGAUGAGUAUGCCUUAGAUGGAAAAAUUUAUGAACUUGAUCUUCGGCCUGUUGAUGCCAAAUCGCCUUACAUUUUGAGUCAGUUAUGGACUACAGCCUUUAAACCACAUGGGUGCUUCUGUGUAUUUAAUUCCAUUGAGUCACUGAGUUUUAUUGGGGAAUUUAUUGGAAAAAUAAGAACUGAAGCGUCUCAGAUCAGAAAAGAUAAAUAUAUGGCUAAUCUUCCAUUUACAUUAAUUCUUGCUAAUCAGAGGGACUCCAUUAGUAAAAAUCUACCAAUUCUCAGGCAUCAAGGACAGCAGUUGGCCAACAAAUUGCAGUGUCCUUUUGUAGAUGUACCUACUGGUACGUAUCCUCGUAAAUUUAAUGAAUCACAAAUAAAGCAAGCUCUAAGAGGAGUAUUGGAGUCAGUUAAACACAGUUUAGAUGUGGUGAGCCCAGUUCCUAUCAAUAAGGAUGUGUCCGAAGCUGACUUGAGGGUUGUCAUGUGUGCCAUGUGUGGUGAUCCAUUUAGUGUGGAUCUCAUUCUUUCACCCUUCCUGGAUUCUCAUUCUUGCAGUGCUGCUCAAGCUGGACAGAGUAAUUCCUUAAUGCUUGACAAAAUUAUUGGUGAAAAAAGGAGGCGAAUACAGAUCACAAUAUUGUCAUACCAUUCUUCAAUUGGAGUAAGAAAAGAUGAACUAGUUCAUGGGUAUAUAUUAGUUUAUUCUGCAAAACGGAAAGCAUCAAUGGGAAUGCUUCGCGCCUUUCUGUCAGAAGUUCAAGAUACCAUCCCUGUACAACUGGUGGCAGUUACUGACAGUCAAGCAGAUUUUUUUGAAAAUGAGGCUAUCAAGGAGCUAAUGACUGAAGGAGAACACAUUGCAACGGAAAUAACUGCAAAAUUUACAGCAUUGUAUUCUUUAUCUCAGUAUCAUCGGCAAACUGAAGUCUUUACGCUGUUUUUCAGUGAUGUUCUAGAGAAAAAAAAUAUGAUAGAAAAUUCCUACUUGUCUGAUAACACAAGGGAAUCCACCCAUCAAAGUGAAGAUGUUUUUCUCCCAUCUCCAAGAGACUGUUUUCCCUAUAACAACUACCCUGAUUCAGAUGAUGACACAGAAGCACCACCUCCUUAUAGUCCAAUUGGGGAUGAUGUACAAUUGCUUCCAACACCCAGUGACCGUUCCAGAUACAGGUUAGAUUUGGAAGGAAAUGAGUAUCCUAUUCAUAGCACCCCAAACUGUCACGAUCAUGAACGUAACCAUAAAGUGCCUCCACCUAUUAAACCUAAACCUGUUGUACCUAAAACAAAUGUGAAAAAACUGGAUCCAAACCUUUUAAAAACAAUAGAAGCUGGUAUUGGUAAAAAUCCAAGAAAACAGACUUCCCGGGUACCUAUGGCACAUCCUGAAGAUAUGGAUUCUUCAGAUAACUAUGCGGAACCCAUUGACACAAUUUUCAAACAGAAGGGCUAUUCUGAUGAGAUUUAUGUUGUCCCAGAUGAUAGUCAGAAUCGAAUUAUUAAAAUUAGAAACUCAUUUGUAAAUAACACUCAAGGAGAUGAAGAAAAUGGGUUUUCUGAUAGAAUCUCAAAAGGUCAUGGGGAACGUAGGCCUUCAAAAUACAAAUAUAAAUCUAAAACUUUGUUUAGUAAAGCCAAGUCAUACUAUAGAAGAACACACUCAGAUGCAAGUGAUGAUGAGGCUUUCACAACUUCUAAAACUAAAAGAAAAGGAAGACAUCGAGGAAGCGAAGAAGAUCCACUGCUUUCGCCUGUUGAAACUUGGAAAGGUGGUAUUGAUAAUCCUGCGAUCACAUCUGACCAGGAGGUAGAUGAUAAGAAGAUGAAGAAGAAAACCCACAAAGUAAAGGAAGAUAAAAAGCAGAAAAAGAAAACUAAGACCUUCAAUCCACCAACACGUAGAAAUUGGGAAAGUAAUUACUUUGGGAUGCCCCUCCAGGAUCUGGUUACAGCGGAGAAGCCUAUACCACUAUUUGUUGAAAAAUGUGUGGAAUUUAUUGAAGACACAGGAUUAUGUACUGAAGGACUGUACCGUGUAAGUGGAAAUAAAACUGAUCAAGACAACAUUCAAAAGCAGUUUGAUCAAGAUCAUAAUAUCAAUCUGGUGUCAAUGGAAGUCACAGUAAAUGCUGUAGCUGGAGCUCUCAAGGCUUUCUUUGCUGAUCUGCCAGACCCUUUGAUUCCAUAUUCACUCCACCCAGAGCUAUUGGAAGCAGCAAAAAUCCCAGAUAAAACAGAACGUCUUCAUGCCUUGAAAGAAAUUGUUAAGAAAUUUCAUCCUGUAAACUAUGAUGUAUUCAGAUAUGUUAUAACACAUCUAAACAGGGUUAGUCAGCAAAAUAAAAUCAACCUAAUGACAGCAGACAACUUAUCCAUCUGCUUUUGGCCGACUUUGAUGAGACCUGAUUUUGAAAAUCGGGAGUUUCUGUCUACCACUAAAAUCCAUCAAUCUGUCGUUGAAACAUUUAUUCAACAGUGUCAGUUUUUCUUUUACAAUGGAGAAAUUGUAGAAACUACGAACCCUGUGGCUCCUCCCCCACCCACAAAUCCAGGACAAUUGGUGGAGUCAAUGGUACCACUUCAGUUGCCACCACCAUUGCAACCGCAGCUCAUUCAACCACAAUUGCAGACAGAUCCUCUUGGUAUUAUAUAAACAGAAUGUGAUUGCAAAUGGCCUGAAAUUGGACAAAAGCAAAUCUAGACAUGCAUGUUUCAGGGUUUAGUAGUAUAUUUCAUGUUUCAUACAGAUAAUCCACAUUCAAAAUGACAAGACAUUUUCUCUUUGAACUAUGUGGUAUUCCCUGUUAACUUACAUUACAAAUCUAAAAACGUGGUAAGCAUGACUGGAGAGGUUUAAUUUUUAUAAACAAAAAAUAGUUAUAAAAAUGCAAAGCUGCUGCUGCAUGCAACCUUAUUGCAAUCAGUAUAUCAUUCCUGUGGCGAUUUUUGUCACAUUAUAUUGUGAAUAAAAUUUUUCUAUAGAAAUUAAAUGAUUUAAAACUCAUAUAUGAAAUGUUUAAUGCUUUCAGCCUGCUUUAUGGCUGGUUUUGUUAUUUGAUGUGCUAAUUUGGGAACUUAAUUAACAUUCAAGCAGUCUGUAUAGAUAACUAAAGCCCAGUUAAGUAUUUUAUAAUUUCAGGCUGCUAUGCCAUGCUUGGGAUGUUGUUUGAAAGAAAGAAAAAAAAUACAUGUAACAUAUUUCACAUUUCUGCACCUUCAUCUUCUAAGUAAAUCUAUGGAUGAUUUGAUGAGGAGUGAAUGAACCUGUUUCUUGUACUCACAUACCAAGGACACACUUGUGGUUAAAGUGAGUUGAUAAUGUGGUGUUAAGGAUGGCUGUCACCAACUCAUUUCUUUAUGAUCUCUAAUGAAAAAUACAUUUUGUAUACGGUUAAUUCUGUAAACAGAUGCAUGUUCAAAAGAUCUAUGAUGGUCUUGUAAUCUUAAUCUAAUAUAUUUUAGAUAUUUUAAUUUUUCCCUCUUGGGAAAUACAUUUAGUAUAGUGUAGAAAAAUACUUCAUGACAUUUUCAUAUAAGGUUAUAUAACUUUUCAUACAUAAACAUGAAAUUUGUUGUAGAAAAUUCUUUAAACCAAACAUUUAAUCUAGGACUUCAAUUUAAUCUGUUCCUUGAAUCUAUUUUUAUGUGGCCCUUGAGAAUAUAUCCCAAAAAAUCCAUUGCUAAUACAGCAAUAAAAAUACUUUGGGUACUGACAGACUUCUUGGAGUAUGUAUAUAUAAAAUCACAAACAUGUAUUCAUAUUCUUUCUGUGAUAUGUUGUUCUGCAGUCCAGAAUGGCUUUUGCAUCAUUUUUUAAACCAGUUUUCCCCUUUGAUGUUGGUACCAGAGUUGCUAUAAAUGACUGCUGCUUUAGGGGUUAAAUAUUUUGUUAGUGGAGAUACAACCAGAACACUAAAUUAUGAUAAAACUUUCUGAUUGGAUAAUAGGUAGAUUUAGUUGGGCUAUAUUCAAAAUUAUUUUAUCAAAACCGUAUCAUUUGUUUUACUGGAAAAAGGAAAAUGGUUUGUUUUUACUGCUGCGUCAUAUUUUGUGUAGUAAAGACAAAAAAUUCUUUGGCCAAUAUUGUAAUCUUUAUAUUUCACCGUUAAGGUUUCCUUAUUUGUAUUAUAGUAAAUCAAUGAUUUUGAGA